UGUGUAAAAACCAGCCCCUGCCGCGACCGCUGGAUUCCUUCCUCUCAUCUUUGGAAAUGCCAAUUGAUUCAAACGGCCAAACGGAACAGCCUGGAGGCGGUGUAAGAGCCUCUCUCCCUGCUGCCCCUCUGUCCAUCCCACAUUACAGGACAUACCGUCUGACACACGUGUAUCUCAUUUAGGUGACUGUGCGGCGCUGAGAGCCCCUGACAGCACAGCGGUUUCCGUUAGAAGGAAAUGAUGGAGAAGGAAAGUUUCUGACCUGACGCCUCUCCGUUUUCGUUGGGACUGUAGCCUACGCAGGAAAACUAGAGAUCAGUUUUUCGUUUUGCGCGGUUUGGUCGUAGCAUAGGCUACUCCUCAUAACGCACAGAUAAUUGUAAAUCUGAACAAUCUGUAUGGAUUUGGGAUUAAUAGGUUCUCCGACACUGAAAUGUCUCAGGAUUGGAAAUGCAGCUCCACGUCUGCCUGUUGCUUUUUAUUAUCACAACAGAUAAAACAUUGGCCUUGUCGCACAACCACUGUGGUGGAAAUGUCAGCCUGGACCAAAAGCCUGCUGGUCACAUCAAUCUCACUUUACCUGGACGUUUUACAGACACCAACAACAGACUCAACCCAUUGAACCACCAGUCUGACAAAACCAUAAGUGUUUCAACUUGCACUUGGACGAUAGGUAUUCCUUUGGGUCAGACGGUACUUUUAAAGUCAGUAUGGUUGGAAAGUGGUUUGAGCGUAUCAGUGCGCUGUGUUUUGAACGAGGAAGAUCAGGUCCUGGAGAGUGGGGGGACGGCUCAGCUCUCCGGCUGUGAUGGGAACAAAGCCACCUUCAGUUGGACAGGACCAGGACGCUCCUCGAAUGAAAUUCAGCUGUUCUAUUAUGUCCAGGAAGAUGAGAGGAAUUCCUCAGAGGACCACACCAGCCCACAUACAGACCAAGACCUCUUGCGUUGGUCUCCGACAGGAACCAGCUUUACAAGCACAGCUCCUGUUGGUCAAGAGGUGGUGAGAGGAACACGAGGGGGCAGAGGUCGCCUCUACGAAGGUCUGGAGUGGAGUUCUGGGCCUCAGUCUGCGUCUAGUCCCUCCUCUCAGGGACCGAGGCUGCUGCCCCCCACCUCACCCCUGCAGGGACUCACUGUGACUGGGAGAGCCGAUAGGGAAACUCUCCCUCUUCCUGAGGAAGAACCAAACAAUGGAGCGGAUACAUCUGGAGCUGCUCACCUCACUGAUGGCAAAAUGUCUGCCAGGCAGAGAACACACCCCUAUUUUCUGCAAACACUCAGUACAGAUACGCUGUUUCACACAUCAGACACCGCAUACACAGAGAAACAAUCAGGCAACGAGCUCCCUCAAACCCAGAUUGCACUGACACAUGCAACAGCCAGUAGCUCCAACGCCUUGCGUGGCACAGAUAUACACAAAUAUACAGACACUCAGACAUCUAAACCAUCUAUAACUGUACAAGCUCACCCCAUCGUGUCCAGCUCCAGCGCCCCACCUCUCACCUCUUCUCCCCAUUUGCUACCUUCCAGGACAACCUGGGAGAGUGGUACCAUCCUAAUCCCACAUGGUGGAGCUGUUAGUGGGACACCUGGAGAAAAAAGACCCCAUUCCUGGAGGAGCCAGCGAAGCACCGCCAGACUUAACUCUGAUCUGACCUCCGCCAUCACCUCUGAUCCUUUAAAAUCACCCACCGAACUUCAGCAGGAUGACUCAAGCAGCGCUCACACUGAUACUGAACCCACUGCGUCAUCAUCGUCAUCCUCACACGGCUCCAGCUGGACUCCUUCGUCCGCCACCCACAUCACAGGGCAUGACACAACUUUUGAUGCUGUCGAGGCUGCUUCAUUUCAUCCGAACAUUAGUCGAACUGACUCAUCUCUAUCAGCCGCAUCAGAUGUUAACAGUCAAACUGCUGCGCUUGAGUCUUCUGAUAAAUUCGAAAACACGGAGAUGCUUCACACUUUCACUUCUUCCACGCAGAGUCAAACAAACUCUCCACGAAGCACAGAGAGCCUCACACACUCGCCACUCCCUGACACGUCCUCCCCAUUCACACAGAUAAGCAACAAAGAGACACAAACAGCAACACAAAGUACACACAGAAAUGUUGUUAAUGCAUACAUGACUACUAACACUAUCUCCUACUCGCCUGACAUUACCAAAGUUGAUGACCGGACUUCGAGUUUCCCCGGUCCUUCUUCUUCUACACCAGGAGCAGCUCUGACGCUGGGAGAUGUAGUCCAGAACUCCGCCCCCACAGGAGCCACUACUGACACUGAAACAUACACACUGCAUCCCACUUACACACUCUUACAUGACAGCUCGUCUACAGAUUCAUCGACUCCUGUUCCUCUUUUGUCAUCCAGUUCAUCCGUACACUCAUCCACCCCUUCAUACACGCUUCAAACACACACUACUUUUCCUGGUAGUUCACAUUUAACGCACACACCCCCGCCGUUCCUCUCCACUACCACUGAAUCCGCCGGGCACACAACCCUGAACAGCCAUAAAAACACACCUAAACCAUCACAAACUUCAACAAUCAAAUCUGUAUCUUCACACACACCUCAUACACAGAACCACCUGCCUUUGGCGUCUUCUACUGAUGUCCCAGUUAUGCAUAAACCGACCCACAACUAUAUUACUACUACACAUACUUCUCUGCUCUCACUCAUAACUGCAAAAUCAGAUAAUGGAGAUAGAGAGGUAGAAGUAGUAAAAGAGGAUGAGUCUUGGCAAUGGUUUCCCAGCAGCACAACCACACAAACUCCCACCGCUGGAUCUCCAUCCGGGACAACCCAACACCCCAGCCAAGAGAACCAUUUGGCACUCACACCUUCUGUUUUAACCUCCACUUGGAGCUCCACAACUAGUCAGACACCCAAGUUCUACAUUGUGCCAAACCAACCUACAGCCAUCAGAGUGGAGUCCAUUGAGCUGCUGCUGCAGAUCAUUGUUGGAGAAUCCAGGUCGUCUUUAACUUCAGGUUUGGAGGAAGACACCACUGCCUGGGUGGAGCCGUACCUCCAGAAAGCUCCGGGGUUCAGCAGACUGCUGGGAGUCUGGAGCAGUGGCAAUGCAGUGCAGAGUCUGGUGGAGUUUAAAACCAGCGGGGCUCUGCAGUGGCUCAGCAUGACCGGACCCACAUCACUGAUGGAACGAACAGGACUAGCUCAGGCGGUUUGUGACGGGAGGAGCUUCAGAUCAUCCAAGAUCACCAACAUCACUCUGGGAGGUCUGCAGGGUGAUGUGUGUGACUGGUUACUGCAGUGUCCAGCAGGCUACAAGUGUGUGUUCCAGCCUGGCCCUUCAAACUACAGCUGUUCUUCUGUCUGCCACUUUGACUACUGCCACCACCAUGGCAUCUGUACUCACCACCCGGGCCAACGUCCAGUUUGCCACUGCCUUGUUGGAGAGGACUUCUGGUACAUGGGUCAGAGGUGUGACAUGAGGAUGACUCGAGUGCGGCUCGUGGGCGCAUGUCUUGCCAUCUUACUCAUCAUGGUGACAGUGAUUGGUGUUUUGGCUUUUGUGGCAGUGCGACGUUACCGAGCCAUUCUGAUCCAGGCCAAAGUAGAUCAGACUCGGAGCAGCUAUCGCAGGUUCAACCAUUUUGAUGAGCUGUCAGGACGGUUCUGGUUGCGUUCGUGGGCAGGAUCAGCAGACUCACUAGAUAAUCCCGCCUUUACACGCUCCGAUGAGUUACUGCACCUGCGGGCGCUCGACCGCCCCUGCUGUUACCACGACGACACGCUGUCACUGGCCUCCACCUGCGCCAGCCACGGAACACGCAUCAAUACAAUCUACCCCCACAGCUCUCAGUAUGGUUGGAGGGGAAGCGAGAUGAGCAUGGGGGAUGGUGUGUUGGACUCAGGUAAGGCCAGUGACCUUUCUGUCUGUAGCUGGCCUGUGGAACCCAUUCAGUGGACUCCCUUCCCACUUCUGCAGCAACUGGCUUCCCACAGGACACCCGCAGUGAGGGUGUCGAGGCCACGGUCCUACUGUGAAGGCAUGGAGCUGGUAGACCUGGGGAAGAGCUGGACUGCUUGACACUCAUAAAGAAUAAUCAAUCCAAUGUUGACACUGGUAUUUGCAGCUCAUUUGUUCAUUGUAGACCUCAAAUGUUCUUGUUUUGUUGAUAAAAACUUUAAAAAAUAAGUGUAAAUGUGUAUAUAAGUGUAUAUUUUGUGUUAUGUUGUUGCUACGUCAUCCAGUUUGAAUAUCCAAUCUGUUUCUUAUAUGCUCACUCAGAUAAGAUGUAGGAUAUACUGUAAAGUAUGAAAAACAAAGAUGCAAUCUAAAUGUCUGUGGCACCGAAUCUUAUAUAACGCUUUAAUAAAUAAAUCUUACUCAGGGCAAGAAUAAA
Perca fluviatilis (European perch) is the source of this 4369-nucleotide messenger RNA. RefSeq names its product flocculation protein FLO11. NCBI's taxonomy places the organism in Eukaryota, Metazoa, Chordata, Actinopteri, Perciformes, Percidae. The coding region runs from base 451 to 4053 and encodes 1200 amino acids. The transcript is spliced from 11 exons. The record is from RefSeq and is a predicted model, not a curated record.